GAGCUGCCUGUGGAGGUGAACAGUGUGUCAUGGGUAAGUGUGCAGCCUUUUCUGUGCCUCCUAAACUCCCCCACUUCGGAGGAGCCAGUUUUGGGUUCAUAGGCAGUAUCAGCUGGGUUAGGCUGAGAGCUAGGGAACAUGGCAAAGCCACUAGGUCUGUCUGUGUGUCCAGCUGCCUUCGUUAAAACAGAUAGAAACUUCCCCAUAGUAUUGAUUACAGAGGAGUGCUGUCAGUUCUCUUGCUGUGAGGGGAUGCCACAGGCUGGCCCUGUUGGUACAAAUGGGAGUUCCUGGCCCUGCACAGCACACAGCCUAAAGCACCCUUUCAAAAUGGUCUGCCUUAGAUGUGAGGAACUGAUCUGGCAGUUGGGUAUUUCUUUCCCUUCUGCCCUGGCAAGUCUGGGUGAGAAGAUUUUGGGCCUGCCUGGAUACACUGUCAGGUGACAAUGGCCUGGGUGUGCACCACCAGCCCCCACCCACACUCCAAUACUGUGUCCAGUACAGCUGGGACCUCCCCUCACCUGCCACACUGGGACAGCCAGUCCUAGCUGAAAUGGGUUCAUCCUGUAUGCAAACCACAGACAAAUGUAGGCGAGGGGAAAAGCCAUUCCCUGCCUGUGGUCGUUAGCUACAUAGAGCCAGCCUGUGCAGGCUGUGUGUGGGGGAGAGGUUUCCGGCUUUCUUAUCCCCAUAAUAAAUCACAGCACUGGGGCUGCAAAAGUGAAAAGGGGGGGAGGAGAGAGAGCUGGUUGAACUACGUUACCCAGGGUGCAUUUGUGAUACCAGGCUUUAUUUUUCCUGGGGGGGAGAGGGGAAUUAUAUAAAUCCUAGUGCGUUUGUCAUCUAGCCCCGCCCUCUGAAACGUCAGAGGUGUUAAGCCCCGCCCCCGUGGAACGUUUUGUAGCCAGUCAGUUUCAGAUUGCUAUAGUCUGUUCUAUUCCAUGCUAUUUCCUGCUGCUGCUGGGGGAUAAAGGAUCCCAGUCUUCUCCUUCCCCUUCAUGGGGAGCUGGAUUUACACUGAGGGAGUGGGGGAAAUCCUGAGCCCCUAACCUGUCCUGGACUCAAGGGACUGGAUCCCAGCAUCCUCCCUUGGCGGUGGGGGGUGUUUUUUUUCCCCCAGUGUUGAUGACCUCCGUGCCCCCAAACUCCGUUCAGGGGGCUGUUCUCACGAGCCGGAGAUCCCGUUCCCGGGGUGUGGACGGGCUGGGGAGGAGGUGGAGGGAAAGGAGUCGCGGGGAUACUGUAUCCUGGAUUGCAAUCGUUCUAGAAAAGGUCCUUCCCUCCUUUGGGGUUUGUGCUGCUGCCUCUUUACCACAAAAGACUCCGGAUCCUGGCCUCUGUGACUCUUCUACAAGAAGACAGGAGGGUUUUGACUGAUUGUUUGGUUUUUGGGGGGUGUGUUUGCUACAUUCAGUUUUGGGGCGGGGGGCUAGCCACCUCGUAGGCUGCUCUCGAGGACACAGCUGCUCCUUCCUUUUUCCAUCUCUUUCCUCUUCUUCCUCCUGCAACAUAUUCAAAAUCUGGAUCGCUAUGGAGCUGGAGAAUAUUGUGGCCAACACAGUCCUGCUGAAAGCUAGAGAAGGAGGUGGAGGGAAGCGGAAAGGGAGGAGUAAGAAAUGGAAAGAGAUCCUCAGAUUCCCACACAUCAGCCAGUGUGAUGACCUUCGGAAAGGCCUGGAAAGGGAAUACAGCAGCCUGUGUGACAAGCAGCCCAUCGGCCGGCUGCUCUUCCGUCAGUUCUGCGAGAGGCGGCCAGAGCUGCAGCGCUGCAUCCACUUCCUGGAUGCUGUGAUCGAUUAUGAGCUCUCCUCGGAUGAGCGGCGCAAGGAGAUGGGCGACGAGAUCAUCCGAAGGUUCUUUAAAAGCGAGUCUUCAGACUAUAUGCCGGAAAUCAGUCAGGCCCUCAUGAACCAAUGCAUGGAGAACCUGCAGAAAAGUGCCUGUAAAGACCUCUUCAGCAACUGUCUGCACCCUAUGCAUGAGUACCUGAGUGGCGCGCCCUUCGCCGACUAUCGGGACAGCAUGUAUUUCGACCGGUUCCUGCAGUGGAAGUACUUGGAAAGGCAGUCUGUGACCAAGGACACUUUCCGGCAGUACCGAAUCCUGGGCAAGGGGGGCUUUGGAGAGGUCUGUGCCUGCCAGGUACGAGCGACAGGCAAGAUGUACGCCUGCAAGAAACUGGAGAAGAAGCGGAUCAAGAAGCGGAAAGGGGAGGCCAUGGCCCUGAAUGAGAAGCAGAUCCUGGAGAAAGUCAACAGCAGGUUUGUGGUCAGCCUGGCCUACGCCUACGAGACGAAGGAUGCACUCUGCCUGGUGCUGACCAUCAUGAACGGAGGCGACCUCAAGUUCCACAUCUACAACAUGGGCAACCCCGGCUUCGAGGAUGAACGUGUCAUCUUCUACGCCGCCGAGAUCUGCUGCGGGCUGCAGCACCUGCACCAGGAGGGCAUUGUCUACAGGGAUCUGAAGCCGGAGAACAUCCUGCUGGAUGAUGACGGUGAGUGGGGAACGCCCGGGGGGAGCUGCCGGUGUCUACAUGGCCCCUUCCCAGGACACAUCCGGAUCUCGGACCUCGGGUUGGCCAUUAAGAUUCCAGAGGGCGAGAUGAUCCGUGGCCGUGUCGGAACUGUCGGCUACAUGGCUCCAGAGGUGAUUAACAACGAGCGCUACACCUUCAGCCCAGACUGGUGGGGGCUGGGCUGCCUGAUCUACGAGAUGAUUGAGGGGCAGUCGCCGUUCCGUGCCCGCAAGGAGAGGGUGAAGCGGGAGGAGGUGGAGAAGCGGGUGCAGGAGGAGCAGGAGCUAUAUUCUGACAAGUUCACCGAGGACACCAAGGCCAUCUGCAAGAUGCUCCUGACCAAGGACCCGAAGCAGCGACUGGGCUGCGGGGAGGAUGGGGCCACCCAGGUGAAGCAGCAUCCGUUCUUCAGGACCAUCAACUUCAAGCGCCUGGAGGCCGGGGUCAUAAAGCCAUCGUUUGUGCCAGAUCCUCGUGCCGUGUACUGCAAGGACGUGCUGGACAUCGAGCAGUUCUCCACCGUCAAGGGCGUCAACCUGGACCAAACGGACAGUGAUUUCUAUGCCAAAUUCGCCACGGGCAGCGUCUCCAUCCCCUGGCAGAAUGAGAUGAUAGAGACCGAGUGCUUUAAAGACCUGAAUGUGUUUGGACCAAAUGGGAUGCGCUCCCCAGAUCUGGACUGGAAGCAGCUCCCCGAGCCGCCCAAGCGCAGCCUGCUUCAGCGGCUCUUCCGGCGGCACCCAGCUGACUACACCAUCAGCACCAACACACACUCCAACCUCACUGCGGGCGUGAACUCACAUCCUCCCACGGCCAACUCCGUCUGCCAAGGCCGGGCCAUGGCACAGGUCAGUAGUUGCCAAAGGGACUCCUCUCUCGAGACUGGCCCCUGAGGCUGUGUUGUCCCAGGAGCUGGGGGUGGCAAUAAGACUCCUGAGCCAUACCAGAUCUGCCAGGCCAAGAGCGGCAGACUCGCUGCACUUUGUGGUUUCGCCCGAUUCCAAGUCCAAUGCACAAACCCCCUUCUGUUCUCCAGCCUCACCGCUCCUCGGGGAGCUCGAUGGCAGAGUGGGCCAUGGGGUCCGGUGGGGCACGUAGCCGGCUCUUCCAGCCCCAGCCGCUGGCUCUCGAGGAAGCUGCGCGUUCUUCCCGGCCACUCGGCUCAUCGGAAUCCAAACAAGACGCUCCAUGGGGACAAUCUGCCGCAGGGGACUCAUGUCCCAAGGAAGGGGUUCUCUGAUGGGGGGAACCAAGGUUAAAGGCAGGCUGUGCUGUGCAGUCCCACUCGAGCUCCCCUUCUCUUCAUGCCUAGAGCAGCAGGUAAAGCUGGCCCCUGCCAUGGUCUUCUAGGCCUGACCAGAGCAAACCUUGUGAGCGGUGGCCCAAAGAUUAGCCAUUUCUGUCUGACUGACACCCGCCCCCUGUGGUAAGAAAGGGUAUUAUGGCCUUAUGCCCCUCCCCUCUCUCAGCUGGAGCAUGAGCCAUGCCUGUGAUGACCUCAGCAGGUCCCGCAUUCAAAUUACUUCUAGCGUGAGCAUGUCUCCUCUGGGGAGUGGGAAUCUCUGGGAGCACAGUGGGGUGAUGGGUUCCAGCCUGGCUGGACUCCUGAUUGCUUGGUGGUUGUGUGGGAAGAAUCUUCACCUCCCCAGUUCGGUUUGCGCUGGUGGAACUGGGAGCUGAGUUCCUGCUGGUGGCAGCUGCAGUGCAGGCUGUGCUGGGGACCGUCUCUCACUCAGCUUUGAGCCUGGCCUGCAUGACAGCUCUCGCCAGUGAGGCUGCGGCACUGGUGACUGGUGGGUCCCAUCUUUGCCAGUGCAGACAGGGCUGUCAGUGCUCUGGGGGUCAUGCUGGGUUGUAAAGUAAGGAAAAGACAGUGCUGGUGAAAUGUUGGGUGAUGGCGCAUGGGGGAGGCUACCCCCUGGGAGCACUGCUGGAGCUGAGCAGUUGGGGUCUAAAUUUGGUCUCUGGAAGUGUCUGUGUCCCAGCCAUUGUCUUGGCUGGAUUGGCAUGGACCUUGCUUUGCCCUGGUCUUGGCAACCUGCUUGGCUAGAAGCACAAACAGGUCGGGGGAAAACAGUGCAAUGUUGCAGGAGAUUUAGAUGCAUCAAUGGAAGAUGUGUCUAAAUCCUCUAGACUGCUUGACAGCCUCAACCCAAAUUAAAAAAAACACUGAUCCCGCUGCACUCAUGUUACCAACAGUAACUGAAACAGAAAGUGGUUGCAAAAAGUUGUGUUCUUGUUCCCUUCAUGCAUUUUGCUCAGCUUGGAGGAAGAAAUUAGGCAGGUUGGUGUCAGUGGGUUUCACUUCCUAGUUCUCCAGAACCAGCCCAAGGUUGCAGAGAGCGAGUUGCAAACACUGCAGGAGGAGGUUUAAAACCAGACUAGGUGGUGUUCAUUCACACUUUCAGGUUGAUCCAAUUGUUAAAUUCUGUGAAACACUUCAUUUAGGAAAAAGUAGCUCUUGGGCCUAGAUGACAAGACUGUCCCGCUGAAAAAUACAAACUGAUGGCUUUGGUGUAAAUGAACCAAGAAAGAUUGUUUCAGAUGCCACGCCUCUUAUCCCUGGAGCCUCAGCAGAAAUCCUGAAAUAAACUCUGCUUGGUUUUUGAAGAACUUACAAUUCUAUGUGGGGGGCUGGGCAGAGAAAGUUUCUUGAAUAUGAUUGUCUCCUGCUCCAUCUCAUCGGAGGGGAAAAUGUCUUCUGAUACCAUUGAAAACGGGGGGUGUGAGAGAGAAAAUGAGUGUGUUUGUUAAGCAGACUGAGAACUACCUUUUGCUGAAAGAUGCUCUGUGACCCACUGAGCUUGUCCAGAAAGAGACUGUGCGCCACAUGGACAGUGUCUGUUUCUAUGCAAGGAUAGGGUGCUGUCUCAUGCCAGUUUCUCCAGCGGGAUGCUCUGGGGAUUCCAAACAAGACUGAGCUUCCCCCUUGCAAAAAGACACCUGUAUUUUUGUAUUUUCCUUUCUCUCAGCAUCCAUGGGCUUUGGACUGGUUUUUUACACUGUAAAUUCCUGGUUCUGGAGUAUUCAGUUUGGUUUUUGUAUAUUUGUAAACAUGUGUAAAUCCUUAUAUGGUGAGUGCCUGGAUGUACGUUUUAAAGCUAAAAGCAGCAAAGCAAGCCAUGUGGUGACUUGUACACAUCUAUGUUUCAGGGAUAUUUUUAUGGGGAAUUUAAAGCAAAACAAACCCAACCUCUCAGAGGAAGAAGUGGAUGUCACUUUUCCCCAGUCGAGGAGAAGCCCUCUUACUCCGCUGUAUUUUUGUAGUAAGCUUUUACAACUUUCUAAUUUGUAAUUUAAUUACAGGACUAUAUUUUAGGUUGGUUUUCUUUUUUUUCCUCUUCCAUUUUGUAAAGCACUGAAAUUA
Messenger RNA from Gopherus evgoodei (Goodes thornscrub tortoise), 5885 nucleotides. RefSeq names its product G protein-coupled receptor kinase 5-like. Gene Ontology annotation, cellular component: cytoplasm. Lineage: Eukaryota; Metazoa; Chordata; Testudines; Testudinidae. Gene Ontology annotation, biological process: regulation of signal transduction; protein phosphorylation; signal transduction. Bases 1531 to 3411 code for a protein of 626 amino acids. The transcript is spliced from 17 exons. The record is from RefSeq and is a predicted model, not a curated record. Gene Ontology annotation, molecular function: G protein-coupled receptor kinase activity; ATP binding.